AUGCACCGCUUCUCCGUGCACGAGCAGUGCUUCGAUUUAAUCGCAGCACACAGCGACGUCAAAUCGUGUAUCGCGGAGGGACACCAAGUAUUCAUAAUAACACGAGGACUAACCGGUUCCGGAAAAUCGCAUAUGGCCCGGGAGUUCGCUGAAUUGUGUGACAGCGCGAUAAUACACGAUGUUGCGAAAUAUCUUAAUGGUCGUAAUAAUUCGAGAGAAGCUAUUGCCAAUUGUAUUCCGAAACUCAUGAAAGAUGUGAAAAAUACGGCCGCAAAACGUGUUAAUAAGCUAUUGAUCGUAGAAUUGGAAAGUGUUGAUUUGUUACGGUACAAGUCACUCAUUGAUCAAGCAAUCAGAAAUGAUUACGAAGUGUAUGUGCUUGAGCCAGAAACAGACUGGAAACGUAAUGCUGCGGAAUGUUUGCGACGAAGCACUCGCGGUUACACAAUGGAAACUAUGGAGGCGCGUUUGAUCGAAAUUGACGAAAUGACAUCGAAACUGAGUUUGCCGUCUUUGGUGAAUUAUAAACAAGUCAAGGUUCAAAAUUAUAGAAACCCGAAUUCUUCCACACAAAAUGCCGCUUUUCAAAAUUCGAAUCAACUAAACAACUCUCCGCCACCACCUGACGAUGAUUCAAAAACGUCGAAUUCGAUUUUGCCGUUAUUUUCUCUUAAACCGCUUCCCGCGAAGACCGUUAUGAUGCGCAAUGUCUCGAUUCAAGUGAGGUUUAGUGAUAUUGUACGGUAUAUCGCCGAUCAAGAUGUUGAAACAAUUGGAUUCAUUGAAAUUGAAGAUUCAGUAGAACGGCCGGCGCCGAUGCCGAAUCACAAUGUGCAAGGGCGUUAUUCACAAGAUGAAAAUGAAGAGUUGAGUCUAAGAGGGAUUGGAGACACUCUUAUUAUGCGUAUGUGCUUUACGAUGUUUCCAUCGAUCCCAGCAUCAUACAAAAUGGAUCAGAUUUCGAACCAUCCUUUUGAUGUCGUCUUCAAUCGUUUCGUUCAACUAGCAGAUGCAGAUGUCGACGAUAACGCAUUACCUGCUUUGGAAUAUCUGCAGGAACUGCUUGAAUUCGUCACAAUGGAAUCCGGAUAUACGGAGCCAUUGAAUGUGCAGGAGGAAAACCGAUUGGCUCGUAUCAAAGAAAGGGCGCGCGAGUGUGAAGACAAUCACAUCCAACGCCUUAUUCAAUUGAAUGAUACAUCAAAUGACGAAAUGCUGGCGCGUUGCAUGCAUGAGCAAGAGGAAGAAAGAGUCCGAGGAAUAAAUUCGUGCUCUCAAACGGAACUUGAAAUUCUGCGCUAUUUGAAGGCUCAUUUCCUUGGUCUUGAAGAGGAAGUCAUAGAGAAUGUGUUUAUAAAAUACGAUUUCGACUACAGUGCUUCUGUCGCGUUUUUGAAUACUGUAGUUCAAAACGGAAACGUUUCAUUAGAAAUUCCAAAAGUGACAAUCAAAAGAUCGGCGAACCGCAUGGAGCAUGCUGAGAAUCGCACAGCCCCGAUGCCGAAGCCUAUCGUUUGCAAAUCGGUAGAAUCUCCGAGAAACAAUCUUGGACCGGUACAGGCGAAAGUUCUUGAAAUGCGCAAGGAUUUAGAAAGUCGCUCGGGAUCCGCUGUCGAAUAUCAAAAGAAAGCAUAUUAUGCAAGUUCGUCGACGAAGGCGGCUAUCCAAUUUCUUGCAUCCGAGAAAAUGAAGGAAGUGCGAUCGGUAACACGAAAGAUGGAUCAGAUGAUUCGAGAAGCACACAAGGAUUUGACGAAUUUGGAUCUUCAUUACAUGUCGGUCGAAGGAGCAGUGGCAUUCGUGAGGGAUGUCGUCAAUAACUUGGCAAGUAAAAGACGUAUUUAUGUUAUCACUGGCGCUGGAAGGAACUCAUCGAACGGCGUUGGUGAGAUCAAAGCGGCAGUUCUUGAUUAUCUCGAAAAGAACACUGCUGUGACAUACUUCUUGCAAAACGACGGUUGUGUGAAAGUUGUGAAAAAUUAG
Caenorhabditis bovis is the source of this 1983-nucleotide messenger RNA. NCBI's taxonomy places the organism in Eukaryota, Metazoa, Nematoda, Chromadorea, Rhabditida, Rhabditidae. The record is from the annotation of a GenBank genome assembly.